Molecule: messenger RNA, 591 nt
Organism: Nematolebias whitei (Rio pearlfish)
Lineage: Eukaryota; Metazoa; Chordata; Actinopteri; Cyprinodontiformes; Rivulidae
Product: lysozyme C
Molecular function (GO): lysozyme activity
Source: RefSeq, a predicted model, not a curated record
GGGUUUGUCUGACCCAGUGGGAGUCCAGUUACAACACCGGGGCGGUCAACCACAACUCUGAUGGAUCCACGGACUACGGCAUCUUCCAGAUCAACAGCCGCUGGUGGUGCGAGGACGGGCACACCAAAUCAUCCAAUGCCUGCCAUCUCAGCUGCAGCGAUCUCCUGACUGACAACGUGGACAAGGCGAUUAACUGCGCUAAAAGAGUUGUUCAGGAUCCUGCAGGCGUCGGAGCCUGGGUGGCCUGGCGUGCACACUGCAAGAACCAAGACCUGAGCAAGUAUCUGAAUGGAUGUCAUCUUUAAAACCUUAGACCUUCAUGUUCAUUUGCUGCUUGUCGUUAAUUGUUCGAGAUCAGCUGAACUGUACUUCCUGUUUAGACAUUUACUUCUGGUUUUGGUACUUUUAGUUCCUUUACUUUCAGUUCUUGUAUUCUUGACCUUUCUGACCUUUCUGCUUGUUUGGAUCCUCAACGACACACAAAUGACUUUUGUUCAGUGUUUACCAACAAAAUGUUAAAUCACUGAGAACUGCUCUGUAACUUUCUGCACUAUUGGUCUUUUGGAAACAUUAAACUAAAGGCAUUAAAAA